UAAAAACGCAACCCUGACCUACGACAAUACUCCACACUGCCAAACGAACCGAAGUACGAAUGAACAGAAACAUAAAAGGACAGUCAUCAAACUACCGCGACCCAACGCACAUCGUACGCUGCAAUCUAUGUGUACUUUUGCCAAACCGCUACAACGGUCCUAACGGCGAGCUUUAAGGCAAAAAGGCCACAAAUAUAACGGCGCUAGCAACAUCGCUAGUAGUGGCAGAGGCUCGGCAGUUGCAGCGAGAACUACUAGGCAGGCGUGAAGCAACGAGACCAUCAAGUCAGCAGUAGCGAAACGCAAAACAGCGCAACGGAUAAGCGAGCGGCGCAACGGCGACGUAGCAGCAUAACGCAGCAGAGGACGACAACGGAAGCAUUCCACCACAACGGCGCCAGGGUAGAGGACAACGGUUUGACAACGUAUAGCAAGCUAAGUGUUAUUGUUCUUGUAAUUUCUUUUUACUUGUACGUAUGUAUAAUACUGUUUAGUAAUUUUGUUGUUCAUAAGAACGGUUGCGUGUACACAUGUAUACAGGCAUAUGCCUAGCGGUCCAGUGUAGUUAAAUUGCACACAGUCGUGGCGAAUAAAACUAGGAUAGCAUAAAAAUUUUAAUACAGUACACUGGUGGUCAUAAAAAAAGUACCAAAUAUAAUUAUAUAAUUUUAAAGCGUUUGAUAUUGCAACAUUUGUUUUGUAAAUUGUGAGCAGUUUAAUUUGUAAUUGAAGAUUAAAUAUUCUCCAUAUUUCAACUUUCAACAUAUUUUACAAUAAUAGCAUUUACCUACAAUUCUGAGAUUUUAACAUUAAGCGAAUUUGUAAGACCAUGGACCGAGAACAGAUUUUAGCGUUGACAGCAGACGGACUUAAGGAAAACCUGGAAAGACUAGGGUUAAUGACCAGUGGACGUAAAGCUACGCUACAGGACAGGUUGAUGGAACACUUCGGCCUGAAUGUUAGCGAAGAUGAAGAUGCGGAAUUCGACGACGCGGGUAGCAGGCGCAGCGAACGUGGUUCGACCACCGAACGCUCAAUAUUCACACUUCGUGAUAUUGAAGAUUCGUUGACUCCAUUCAGCGGAUCAGGUCAGCCCAGCCUCGAACAGUGGUUGCAAGACCAAAAUAUAUCUAUUCCAAGCAGUUAUUAAAAGGGGCUGCUAAA
Rhagoletis zephyria (snowberry fruit fly) is the source of this 1164-nucleotide messenger RNA. RefSeq lists its product as uncharacterized. NCBI's taxonomy places the organism in Eukaryota, Metazoa, Arthropoda, Insecta, Diptera, Tephritidae. The record is from RefSeq and is a predicted model, not a curated record.